This is a messenger RNA of Lottia gigantea (owl limpet), 1878 nucleotides long. RefSeq lists its product as hypothetical. Gene Ontology annotation, biological process: adenosine to inosine editing; RNA processing. The transcript is spliced from 3 exons. NCBI's taxonomy places the organism in Eukaryota, Metazoa, Mollusca, Gastropoda, Lottiidae. The record is from RefSeq and is a predicted model, not a curated record. Gene Ontology annotation, cellular component: nucleolus; cytoplasm. Bases 1 to 1878 code for a protein of 625 amino acids. Gene Ontology annotation, molecular function: tRNA-specific adenosine deaminase activity; double-stranded RNA binding; double-stranded RNA adenosine deaminase activity.
AUGCUUGGUAAACGUAAGGGAGAUAAAUCCUCCCAUCACGGAAAAAAGCGAAAGAUACAAGGACCAAUCAGACCGAAGAAUGCGUUGAUGCAAUUAAAUGAGAUUAAACCUGGUCUGGAAUAUCAGUUUGUGUCUCAGACAGGUCCUGUUCACGCACCCACCUUCAUUAUGUCUGUUGAGGUCAACAACACCAAGUUCGAAGGUGCGGGCCAGACCAAAAAAUUAGCGAAACUUCAAGCUGCUGAAAAAGCUUUGACUUCUUUUGUUCAAUUUCCGAAUGCGUCUGAGGCCCACAUCGCCAUGGGACGUCAAAUCGUGAACACUGACUUUACAUCAGACGAAGCUGAACCUAUCGUAAGUCUUUUUAACGAUUUUGAAGGAAAGAAAAACGGGAGUCACGGAAGUGAUGAAAAUAUGGAAGUGCAUUCGGAGAACGGAGUUCAGAAUUUACCUCCAGCUCGACGUUCGAUACCAACUAAACCAACAGGAAAGAAUCCAGUGAUGAUUCUAAAUGAACUUCGACCCAAUUUAAAAUAUGAAUUUGUGUCAGAAAGUGGAGAAAGUGCUUCAAAAACUUUUACAAUGUCGGUUACCGUUGACAACCAGAUGUUUACUGGGUCCGGGCGAAAUAAAAAAUUAGCGAAGGCCCGAGCAGCUCAGGCUUCCUUAAAGAAAAUAUUUAACAUGGAUUUUCACGGCACGCCUGGAACUGAGCCUGUUCUUAGUGAUGAAUCGAGUCCAAUCUCAGCUCACUUGGCAGAUUCCGUUGCCAACAUGGUUAUCAAUAAAUUUGGUGAUUUGACAGACGGUUUCACCAGUCGCUAUGCCAGACGAAAAGUUUUGGCGGGAUUCGUCAUGACGAGAGAAAAUUCAGCAGAAGUGAUCAGUGUUGCCACGGGAACCAAAUGUAUCAAUGGUGAAUAUAUGAGUGGACAAGGCUUAUCUUUAAAUGACUGUCACGCAGAAAUUAUCGCGCGGAGAUCUCUGCUGCGAUACUUCUAUGCUCAACUACAACUUCAUCUGGACGGACAGGCGGAAAACUCAAUAUUCGAACGAAAUGGUGACGCAGGUUUUCAGUUGAAAGAGAAUAUAAAAUUUCAUUUAUAUAUCAACACUGCUCCGUGUGGUGACGCUCGUAUUUUUUCCCCCCAUGAAGCAGAAAUGAAAGCUGGAGAUCGACAUCCCAAUCGUAAAGCUCGUGGUCAAUUGAGAACUAAAAUAGAAUCAGGGGAGGGAACUAUUCCUGUGAGUAAUAACGGUACAACACAGACGUGGGACGGAGUUUUACAAGGGGAACGACUCUUGACAAUGUCGUGUAGUGACAAGAUAGCUAGAUGGAAUGUUCUUGGUUUACAAGGUUCAUUGGUCAGCCAUUUUGUUAAGCCGAUUUAUUUGGACAGCAUUAUAUUGGGCAGUCUGUAUCAUAGCGACCAUCUUUCUCGUGCCGUAUAUAGUCGUAUCGAAAACAUCAAAAAUCUCAUCAUGCCUUUCCGUUUAAAUCGACCAUUCCUGAGUGGAAUCAACAGUCCAGAGAGUCGUCUGCCGGGUAAAGCACCCAGUUUCAGCGUUAGCUGGUGUGUGGGAGAUCCAGAAUUAGAAGUCGUCAACGCCACGACGGGUAAAACCGAGAAUUCCGAGCCACCUAAAGUUUGUAAAGCCUCUCUUUUCAAAGAGUUUUUGAAACUGUACGGAAAAAUUCCAUCCUAUACGGUAACUACUGACAUUAAUCAAGUUCGGUGUUACCUUGACGCCAAGAAACUAGUCUUGGAUUACCAGUCUGCCAAGAUGAAUAUGAUGAAAGCAUUCCAGUUGUCGGGGCUGGGUGUCUGGGUCCAAAAACCAGAAGAACAGGAUCAGUUUGAGUUGCAGACAUAUUGA